Pelodiscus sinensis (Chinese soft-shelled turtle) is the source of this 922-nucleotide messenger RNA. Lineage: Eukaryota; Metazoa; Chordata; Testudines; Trionychidae. The record is from RefSeq and is a predicted model, not a curated record.
AACCUGGAUUAUCUUGAUAAUGGCAGUAAUAAAAUGGCAAUCCAGCAGGCAGAUAAACUGCUAAAAAAACACAAGGAUCUUCACUGCGCUAAGGUAUUAAAAGCGAUUGGCUUGCAGAGAACUGGGAAACAAGAUGAAGCAUUUGCUCUUGCACAAGAAGUAACUGCACUCGAACCUACAGAUGACAACUCUUUGCAAGCACUGACUAUCCUUUACCGGGAAAUGCAUAGACCGGAGUUGGUAACUAAACUUUACGAGGCAGCUGUAAAGAAGGUUCCCAACAGUGAGGAAUAUCAUUCUCAUCUCUUCAUGGCCUAUGCCAGAGUCGGGGAAUACAAGAAGAUGCAACAGGUACCUUCACCCAUUUCAGUUACAGUAAUUGUAGGUGGUGCAUUUAAUAAUGGUGGGGGCAAAGUUCUUAAGACAGAAAUGUGAAUUUAGUUUUGUUUUUCCCCAGUUGAUAGUUGCCCAUGAAACAAAGUAAAUAAUAAAUCUAACAUUUCCUUAAGGCUCUUCUCUGUAUCCUACUAUACUAGUGACCAGCACCUUUUAAAACGUUCUAGAAAUCUGAGUUGAAUCAAUACUAAAAUUCUACUUCAUGAUUUUGAUAUAGGGUUAGUUAGAACCGCUACUCAGAUUUGUUUUUUAUAUAGAAGACAGUUGCUUCAUUUCCCCUUAAAAAGGAUAACUUUUAUGAACUACACUGUGUGGUCUGUACUGAUGUUGUAUGUUGGUUGGCUGCCUUGGCCUAUUAGCUUCCUGUUGAUACCUAUAUCCAAGAGUACUAAGUUAGCAAAUAGGGCAGUGUAUUAGGAGUAGUUAGCUUCAAUGAGACUUCCUGAGGGCCACAAUUUCAAAUAACAUACAGUAAAGUUCCGAUAAUCCAGCACCUUUAGGACCCAGGGGGUGCCGGACUAUCAGA